Sabethes cyaneus is the source of this 6440-nucleotide messenger RNA. RefSeq names its product maternal protein tudor (gene tud). The transcript has 8 exons. The coding region runs from base 257 to 5737 and encodes 1826 amino acids. NCBI's taxonomy places the organism in Eukaryota, Metazoa, Arthropoda, Insecta, Diptera, Culicidae. The record is from RefSeq and is a predicted model, not a curated record.
UUGCUCUUUGAACACGACGUACAGGAGGUUUAGAGGCCAGUUGAGCGAAAAAAGGUGCAGUUUUCGUUACAAGAUACUAAUUUCCAGUGAUAAAUCGGAUUCUGAGCAGCUUAUUUUCAGCAAUACGUUUGAACGUGUACUUGAACAACUCCUUUUUAUUAAGGAAAAUGUUUUGAAAGGUGUUUCGUAUGAUAUACAAAACAAAAUAUCAGCUCUGUUACAGUUUACGAUUAACCCUUAAAUUGCAACCGAAACGAUGAAUACGAGCGGUCGUUUUCAGUCGGCGAAAAAUUUGCAACCGGCACGGUCACUACGGGAUCCAGUACAGAACCGCCACGGUCCGGGUGCUUUUAGUCCGAUAGCCGAGCAAAUUAGCCCCUACCAGCAGCAGCAGCAGCUACCGAUUCGCUCGCAGCAGAACAGUAUGUUAAACGGCACUGGAAAUAACGGCUUCCGAUCGCUAGCGUCACCAAAUCAUACCCUUAAUGGGAACGAUACCUAUGGGAUUUCGAAGAAUGGUUUGCGUCGACAUGAUGUGUUGCGUUCACCAAACAGUAGCUUCGGAAGUGGCGUAAGCAGUGCCAGCAGCGCUAGUGGCAAGGAAAUUCACACUAUCGUCACGUUCAGCUCAACCACUUUGUCGAUCGGCUCAACGCACCAGGUUUACGUGUCGUUCGUCGAGAAUGGACCGAAACUUUUCACCGUGCAGCUGCAAACGGCGGAAAAGGCUCUCAACGAGAUGAUGGAUUCAUUGGUGCGGAUUCCACUGAAACAUCUCUCCCGCAAGCCAAAACUGGGAAUGGCCUGUAUCGCCCGCUUUUCCGAAGAUCAAGUCCUCUACAGAGCAUUGAUAAUGGGUAUCAAUGUCGACUCCUGUUUGGUGUCCUACGUUGACUACGGAAACAGUGAGACCGUUGAUUUCCAAAAUUUGUACGAAAUUCCGAAAGAGUUUUUGAAGCAUAAGGUAUUCUCCAUGAGAUUCACACUGUCGAACGUUAAAACGGUGGAAAAUGCUAAUGCCGAUAUUGCUGGACUGUUUUCUUCGUUGGUUUUGGAUAAAUUGCUUACAAUGAAAGUAAUGCCACUAGAGGGUCCUGCCUUUGUUCAAUACUGUGAGUUGUACGAUCGGAAUGAGAACGUCCUCAACAAGUUGGUUGAUAUGUGCAAGUCUAAACCGCUCAAAUAUCCGGAAGCUAUUUCUUUGGACCGUGGAACCAGCUGUAUGAUUAUUAUCCGGUACAUCGAAUCGUGCAGAAAGUUCUUCGUACAGUUGGUAGAUAAUCUCGAAUCACACGAUGCCUCAAUGGACGAGUUCAGCGAUUUUUGUCGCAAAAGCUCGGUGAUGUCGGAGCUGAAUUUGCGUGAUCCAUGUGCCGCUUGUCUGAACGGUGAGGGCGAUUACCGGGGGGAAAUCAUCGAACAGGUCGGCGGUAAGGUUAGAGUAAGACUAGUCGAUUAUGGCUACGUUAUUACCGUGGAAAAGAGCAAGAUCAAACGUCUGUCACCGGCUUUUCUGGAACAACCGCCGCAGGCUAUCGAGUGCUGUCUGGAUGGUUUUCUCGAACUAAGCGAUGAUAACCUCUCAACGACUCAGUUGGAAAUGCUGGCCGAGAACGAAAAUGGCGACCGCAAGCAGUUCAAAUUGUUCGUCGUAGACGUAGUGAAUGGGGUUUGCAUCGUUAACCUGCUGGACGAAUCUCUUUCUCCGGUAUUGAACGUGUCAAAAAGGUUGCUGAAGCUGCGAAAUCCUGCUAAAUUCAUCAAGGAACAACAACAAUCAGCACAAGCACAUCAGCAAAAAUCCGCUGCGGUCGCCAAACCAACAUUCCAACCUACUCAGUCGAUUCCGGCACAGCGGACUCCGGCACCAGCUACUGCUGUUCCCUCGCUCAACCCAUUCCAUUCGAGUUUGCCCGUUUCGGAAGUUACCAAUGCUUCCCAAACGUCAUCUAUACUACGAACGUCCGAGUGUGAGGUGAUAGAUUUGACCAAAGACGACUUUCAAACACCACAGUACCAACCGACGGUAGCUGGAAACAAUUACAAUUCCACCGGUUAUCGCUCCGGACCCGCAAGCAUUCGAAGCGGGCGCGAUGGUUACAGCUCCAGUCGAGACGGGAACAGUAGCUUUGGCAGCAGCAAAAAGGAGCGCUUCCAGCGUCCGGACAUUCCACGAUUCAACAGGGAACGAAAUUCAACUCCGGCCUACGUUGAGCACGACGAUCGUUGCGAGGAGAACAACAGUUACGAUUAUCAGGACAACCGCGCUGAACGCGAAAAGAAAGUUGCUCACAGGGAUCGUCCUAAUGACACGGGAAGUGAGUCUGGUUUCAACACGUUGUCAGUUGAAAGGCCCAGUUCAUCGAUCGACAGUUUAAGAUCCGUCGGACCUGAUUUGCUGGACGAUUAUGUCCCGUAUGAAUUUGUCCUACCGGAGCAGACGGUUCCGAUGAAUACUAAAAUGGCGAUCAAGCUAACCUGGUGGGUAUCGCCGGAGGAGUUCUACGUUGUGCUGAAGGAUAAUCACGGCAAGUACGACGAUAUGAUGAAGCAGAUGCAAAAGUUCUACAAAAACAAGCCUCCGGUGGAUGAUGUUCCCCCCGUUGGCUCCAACCUAGUUGUACGGUAUCAAAAGUAUAACACUUUCUAUCGAGCGCACGUGUUGAAGUACAACGAAGCGCUCGGCAAGUUCAAGGUGGAACUGUUUGACUGCGGCAACAAAACGAUCGUUACCGUCACCGAUCUGUGGAAGUUGGACAAACGGUUUACGACGCUACCAAAGAUGGCCCUCCAGUGUACGUUGGCUAACAUUAAGACCAGCUGUGAUGUAAAGGAGCUGCAAAAUAAGAUCGACAAAUAUGUGAACAACGAGCGGUCGAUCGAUUGUGUGGUUCUGGACCGAAGCGAGCAACGGUUCGUUUGUGAGAUUGAAACGAACGGGGCUGAUCUGAAGCUCGCGCUGCUGAAGGAUGAACUAGUUGCUCAAGUACUGACAGAUGUUGAUCUCGACCGCUUGAAGGGUCAAACACUGAAGGUGAAGCUGAUUGAUAUGAAAGGUCUCGACCAGUUCUGGGUGAAGAUUUUUGGCAACGAUGCUGUGCUAAAUUGUCGUCACGUGGAGUAUGCAGCCUACGAGUCAUCCGUGGUGGCUGAUAUUCGAGCCAGUUGGCUCGAUCAGUUCUGCUACGCACAGGUGGAAGACGUAUCAAAUGAUGAAAGAUUGAUACUAACUCUGAUGGUACCGCCCUUUACGGCUCAGAAUCCACCGACGAUCGUAGACAUGCCUAUCCUACAGAAUAAAUUCAUCGUCCGUGUGACAUACGUCCAUGAACCAAACUGCGUGUACGUCCAAAAUGUGAAAUGGAGCUCGGAGAUCGAAAAACUGCUGGACGACCUGUACGAUUACUACGAGAAGAACGGCGAAGUCGUUCAGAAUCUGCAGGUGAACGAACUGUGUGCGUCCAAAUCGGCCGAUGGCAAUUGGUAUCGAGCGAAAAUCAUUUCCCUGCAGGAUGUGGACAACAUCGAAGUGCUGCUGGUGGAUUACGGCAACCAUGAGCGGGUUAAGCAUCAGGAACUGAAAGUGUUGGAAGCUCAAUUUCGUGAGGACUGCGCUUUUGCGCAUCGUGUGUACCUGCCGAUGGCCUGCCUCAACGAGGGAGACGAGGAGCUGUUGAAACAGGAAAUCGCUCUGCUCACGGGCGGUUACGAACUCGAGCUGACCAUUCUCGACUAUCGGAACGAUAUUUGGAUCGUUGACAUCACCUCGAAUGAUUACAGCAUCAUAAGCGUCUUCAAAGACAAGCAGUUGGUGAAGAAUUUGGACUACGAAGAGAUCGUAAACCAGAAGACGGCGGCACCGGUCGGUGUCGGUGUCGAGACCGCCGAAGAAAUGGUCCCGGAGAAACCGGAAGAAACAGAAUCCGAGUCGUCGUUGCAAAAAGUAAAAGCCUUCGUCAGUCACGUGGACAAUCCCAAUCAAUUGUUUGUGCAAAUGUGUUCCGAUACGGACGAUUUGGACCAACUGCAGGAGAACCUGCAAAUCAUCGCCCAAGCGCUGCCUCCGCUGAAGGACUUCUCCGUUAAUCGCUACUGCAUUGCUCCCUAUUCGGCGGAUGAUUUGUGGUACCGCGCGCGCAUCAUCGACAGCCAUGACGAUUUAAUUAUUCAAUUUAUCGACUACGGCAACAGUGACGUGAUCACUAGUAAUAAGAAAAAUGACCUAAAAGAUGUUAACGAUAGUUUGAUGAAAUUUAAAAUUUAUGCCAAACAAUGCUCUUUGCUGGCGACUCCGGCGGGUGGCAAAAAGAGCUGGAACGAGGAAGCAACCGGGAUGCUACGAGAGCUGGAAGAGGUGGAGGUACAAUUCCUAAUCGAAUCGCAGGGUGUGAACUAUAUUACCCUGAAGAGCGGAACGAGAGACCUAACGGAAGAGUUGAUUUCUAAGCAAUUGGCCGUCAAGAUGGAGUACGUUUCGUCCGGACAGCAUUGUUUCACCAGUCACAUCGAGUCGAUCCGAGAGUUUUAUCUUCAGCUGGAGCGCGAAAUCAAUCCGCUAGAUGUUAUGGCAGAUUAUAUGGCACGAUACGAGGAAUUUCCUCUAGUGGACGAUCCCCAGGUUGGAUCGGUUUAUGUUGCCGAGUUUCCCGACGAUGGGCUUUGGUAUCGCGCACGAAUCCUCUGUAUUCUGGACGACAAACAGUUUGAGGUUUUCUUCCUGGACUAUGGCAACACGUCGGUGGUACGGAAUGUGCGUGAAUUGGAUGGGUUAGUGGCUGAACUGCCGUCGCUCUGUACGAAGUGUACCCUCAAGCUGCCGGAUGGCGUCAAAUCGUGGUCGGAAGAAGCGGAAGAUAAAUUCAAGGAGAUUGCUGCAAUGGGUGAAACGGUUUUCACCGUUCAACUCCACAACCCCGGCACGGUGGCUACCGUUGAGCUGUUCAUCGAAGAUGUGAACGUCGACGAGCAAUUGAUAAAUUUGUGCGAGAAAGGCGCGGCCAGCGUUAUGAAUUCUAGCUUCUAUCUUAGCGAAGAUAAAACAACAGACGAUAGUUAUCCUCUAGAAGGAUAUGUGUUCGUAAGUCAUGUAAACUCUCCUGCAGACUUUUAUAUCCAGUUUGGAAACACGUUCGAUGCUUUGAAAAACAUGGAAGAAUUACUCGCGAGUAAAGCGGCUCAAUGUGAACGCCUGACACACGAGGAAAUCUACGAAGGCAUGUACUGUUUGGCCUAUCUAGUUUCGUACAACAAGUAUUACCGUGCGCAAAUCAUUUCCGCUGCGAAUCGGCAAUACAAAGUGCAACUGAUUGAUUACGGCUUCACGUCGUUGGCAACCGACCUGCGUAAAAUGCCAACCGGUAUCGAGCAAAUAUCCCUCCUCGCAAAGAAAUGCUGCCUCGAAACGUACUCUCCCAACGAGCAGAACGUGCUGGAUGUGGUCCAGAAGCGGUUCGUUUCGCUCACCGAUUCCGGUCGAGCUAAAUUUUCCUUCGAAAUCGUUAGUAACGACGGUGAACCGAACAUCGUUCGGCUCUUCACCGAGGAUGGCAAAAGCGUCGAAGAUCUGCUCGAGUGUGUCGAGCCCGGCGGCGCCGACGGUGCGAACAAUAACUACAACCAUAGCAAGGCCACGGCGGCUAUUGCACCUCCUCCACCAACUCCGGGCGAUUUAGUUAAACCGGCUCGCUCCAAAACGAAGCAAGCUUUCUUCCGAUCAAGAAGUGACCUUGAAAUGUGAACAAACAAUAAAGUGCGCUGUGUUUAGAGAAUAAGUUACGAAUCGAGACGAAAAAUCAAACAAAAAUACCAAAAUCGAAAUUGUUACUGUUACUGUUACUGAACUGAAACUAAUAUUUAUAUUUUCACACACUAGUACUAGCACGUAAAUGAUUUAUUCUACACAAUUCUAUAUAGAAAGCUGUAUCAUUUAUCCUAUGCCAUGUAUCAAAAUGGUUGCGUUUGGUUUUAGUAGCGCAAUAUGGUUUUACAAUUUUUUUUAGUUAGGCUUGUUCACUCAUUAAUUAUCAUAAGCAGACAAGCACCCUCAGUCAGGACAAUCACAGUAUGAUACAAAUCACGAACUCAUUUAUUUAAUCCUAAUCUAAUCGAACUGAUCUUAUGAUUUCUCUAUAUAUAUAUAUAUCGAUAUUAUACUCCAAAAUAAUUAAUACAUUGAUGCAAAACAUCUUCGUUCAACGUAGAUGCGCGAAAGGAUGUAACACGUGUCGAAUAAACACCCAAUAAAGUUAAUCGUAAGUCUGGAAACUUAUUGUGCAAUUGGCACCAACCAAGCAAGCAAGCAAGCAAUAACAACUGAACACAACUCAACUUGGUUUUGCAUAGCAAAUGCCUUAAUUACAAUAAUAUUUAUUACCUACAUUUAAAUAAUUGUUAUAACACACGAGAUGGACCUAUUUUAUGGUGAAUUUAGAGCAAAAGCA